Diabrotica virgifera virgifera (western corn rootworm) is the source of this 1236-nucleotide messenger RNA. RefSeq lists its product as uncharacterized. Gene Ontology annotation, biological process: regulation of transcription by RNA polymerase II. NCBI's taxonomy places the organism in Eukaryota, Metazoa, Arthropoda, Insecta, Coleoptera, Chrysomelidae. Bases 345 to 1148 code for a protein of 267 amino acids. The record is from RefSeq and is a predicted model, not a curated record. The transcript is spliced from 3 exons. Gene Ontology annotation, cellular component: nucleus; transcription regulator complex.
CGGAGUUAUAAACGGACAUAAACAUAAUUUUAGUCUUUAACCAUAAUCUUAUUACAUAAGCAUAAUGUUGAAAGUUAAUAAAUAAAUGUACCCAUUUAAAAGCAUCCAUAAUACAUAAAACAUAAAUUUAGUCCUUAAAACGUGACCUUCAAAGUUGGUAACUUUCAACAUUUUGAAUUAAGUAUUAAACAUUAUGGAAUUGUUGGAAUAUGCGCAUGCGUUGGUAGAAUCAUCUGCUGUGUGCUGUUUCAGAGAUCAUACAUAACCCUACUAUUUUAAUGUUUUUUGAUGUUUUUGGAGCGAAUUUCGUAAUUAUUAUUUCGUGUUAAAUUAAAAUAAAAAAUAUGAGUGGAUCUGCGAUUCCGUUAGACGAGGAAGGUCUCGUAAAUAUGGUGGAGCAAUACCCACAAUUGUGGGAUCAAAAAUGUAAAGAAUAUAAAGAUAGGAUUGCAAAAGAAAAUGCAUGGCAGUCCAUUGCUGUGAUAUUGGAAGCCAGGGUAAAAGAAUGUCAGGAACUUUGGGAAUAUUUGCGAACAAAAUUUAUUCGAGAAAGAAACAAAAGAAAUAAAAUAAAAACAGGUUCUGCUUCUCAAACCAAUACAUGGACCCUAUAUGACAGGAUGGGAUUCCUUGCAAAAGGAAUUCAGACCAGAAGAACCAAGAGCAAUAUACUAUUUCAAAAGACUGACCAUGAAUCAAGUCCUUGGUCAGAAAUGGUUGUGGAUGAUGAGGGUAUUCUUUCCUCUGUUCCCACAGAAAAUGACUCUGAGGUAGACGAGGAUAUUUUAAACGAGUCAGGGCAAGAAGGGACUUCAGAAUCAGACUGUGUGUCAUUACCAAAAACAACGACACAGUUACCAUGCACGCCUAAAGUCACAAAUGAAGCAAUUGGCAAUCUCAGGGUUGAAAAAAAUAUAAAAAGAAAAGGAAACAAUGAGGUAUCAAUUGAUAAACUUGUCAAUACUUGCACAAGUCUAGGCCGGAAUAUAGAACAAAUUCUAACCAAUAACGAUACCGACCAAGAAGACUACCAUUUUGCCAUGGCGCUUAUGCAGGAACUGAAAAAAAUUCCAAAUAACAGUGAAAAGAUUAAACUAAAGGCAUCAUUUUUUAUGCAAAUAGCUGAUGUGGUGGAUAAAUAUUCCUAAUAUGUUUAAAACAUAAAUAAUUAAAAAGCUUUAAAUCAGAAUUCCAUAUUUAUUUAUUUAAAUUCCUACAUGAGUUAUCCCAGUUUUU